GACUCCAGAUUCUGAACUCCUACCGAACAGUCACGAGUCCCCCCUAAUCACGUCACCCACCCCCACCCCCACCCUCCUCCCGACCCGGCCGGCCACGCCACGCCACGCCAAUUCUCCCAAUUCUCGCAGCCCCCGCCAUGGCCGACGAGGAGGACGCCGGCGCCCUCUCCGACGUCGACGAGGACCCCCUCCCCCCACCUCCCCCAUCCACCUCCUCCUCCUCCUCGAUCAAACCCCCACCCGCAUCACAGCCCCACCACGCCGAUGCGGCGGCGGCGGCCGCCCAGCAGCAGCGCCUGCUCGACCUCACCGCCGAGCUGGAGGAGGAGCGCCGCCUGCGCCGCGCGGCGGAGGAGUCCCUCGCGAGCUCCGAGACCCGCCUCGGCCGCCUCAAGGCGUUCGCGCAGGACGCGCUGCGGAAGCGCGACGACUUCAAGGCCGAGUCCGCCGCCUCGUCCCGGGCGCUGCAGGCGCUCCAGGCCGAGGCGGCCACCGCCUCCUCCAUGCUCUCCUCCGGCCUCGAGCGGAUCUCCGCCAAGGCGUCCCCGUCCACCCCGCCCGCCCCGCUCCCCACCUCCGCCAAGUACUCCGCCGGCCUCCCGGCCCUCGCCUACGGGGUCCUCAAGCGCGCCAACGACAUCGUCGACGACCUGCUCGCGCAGAUCGACGCCGCGGGCCGCGACCGCGACCGCGCGCGCCAGGACAUGGACCAGCGCAACUACCAGAUCGCCAUCGAGGUGUCCGAGCUCGAGGCGGCCGUGGCCUCCCGCGCCGCCGAGUCUGAGUCCCUCUCCAGGUCUCUCUCCGACCGGGAGGCGGAGAUCUCUGCGCUCCAGGAUAAGGUCGGAUCCCUCGUGGCCAAGAUGGACGCGCAGAGGCCCGUCCUCGCCGAGCAGAUCGGCUGCGCCUCCAGGCUCUACGAUGAGCUGCGCGAGCUAGUUAUGCUGGUGGACGCUGACGCCGCCACCGCACUGCCCGACUCUGUCUUCGUGUGGAAGGAGACAGACGUGGAGGAGAGCCUCAAGGUUUCGCUCGAAGGGACCAGGAUGGCUUACGACAUCGCAGCCAUGGCGCUGCAGAAGGUCGGGGUGUGGCGGGAUAAGGGGAAGAGCAAGGUGACGGAGCUUGAGGAGAGGGUGGAGGAGCUGACCCGGGAGAAGGAGCACAUUGGGGUGCUGCUCCGGAGCGCGCUGCAGGCUAACACGACCGAGGUUUUGAAGGUGGCCGAGGAUGGGCUGAGGGAGGCGGGAAUCGAGAUAGGGCUCAACGGCCACAGGGAUCACAGGCCAGGGAGCACGGAGAAGGAUGAAGUAUAUACAUUGGCAGGGGCAUUGGAGAACAGCAUGAAGGAGUCCCAGAUUAAGAUCAUUGAGCUGCAACAUCUUGUUGAAGCACAAAGGGCAGAGUCAAGUCUACUAAGGACGAGGAUGGAAGGGCAAGAAAAGGAGAUUGGUCAGCUACGGAAGCAGAUAAAACAUCUUGAAGAGAAGGAAAGGAUGGCCAAUGAAAGCGUUGAGGAUCUGAUGGUGGACAUUACAGCUGCUGAAGAGGAGAUUCAAAGGUGGAAGAUGGCAGCAGAGGAGGAAGCUGAUGCUGGUAGAUCAAUUGAGCAAGAGUUCCAGACUCAGAUUUCGUCCCUCCACAAGGAACUAGAGGAAGCAAGAGAAACAAUGGUUGAGCUGCAAAACAAGCUCAAGUUCAAGGAGGAGACGGCGGCCGCAGCAAUGGCAGCGCGCGAUGCCGCAGAGAAAUCCUUAAAGCUUGCUGACACGAGAUCCGCGAGGCUGCGCGAGCGGCUGGAGGAGCUCAACAGGCAGGCGGAGGAGUCAGACAACAGGGCAGACCCGAGCAGCCGCAGCGGUCACAGGUACGUGUGCUGGCCGUGGCAGUGGCUGGGGCUGAACUACGUACGACUGCCGCCCGCCGAGGCAGAGGAGACCUCCAACGAGAUGGAGCUCUCCGAACCCCUGAUAUAGCAGCGGCGUGAUGUUUAUACAAAUCGAAACACGGGCGUCUGCUCCUUUGUUUCGACAAAAGAAAAAGCAAAGAGAACAUUAGUUUUUUUUUUAGCUUGGGUUCUUCCUGUAGAUGUUUGGCAAAUUUGUCCGUGCGUGUUUGUAGUGUGCAGACUCACGAGGGUGUUUGACGGCGGUGUGUAAUUGUAGAGAAAAGUUACCGACUCGGGAUAUAGUGAAGAUAUUUCAUUCUUUGGGAAAA
This is a messenger RNA of Hordeum vulgare subsp. vulgare (domesticated barley), 2217 nucleotides long. Its product is annotated as myosin heavy chain, embryonic smooth muscle isoform. The record is from RefSeq and is a predicted model, not a curated record. Bases 138 to 1976 code for a protein of 612 amino acids. NCBI's taxonomy places the organism in Eukaryota, Viridiplantae, Streptophyta, Magnoliopsida, Poales, Poaceae. The transcript has 5 exons.